UUUAUCCGCGAACUAGUCCACCGCAGGGUUAGGUACCACUACAACGUGCUAACCGUCUCCAAACGUGUUCGCGUUCAUUCAUCCUUGAGGUUCCCCAAUUUUUUCCCAUGAGGAUCUCAUCGAAUUUCAAAUUCAAAUGUAGAGAGUGAUUCUAAAUUAUUUGUAAAAUAUUCUUAAAAUUUGAGAAGAGAUACACAGUUGAAAAAAAACAGCACGUAAUGCUGCAAUGUUUACUUUUGUAAUUAUGAACACACUUUCUUUAUUAUAUUAUAAUAAUGCAUUAUAUAUGCGUAGCAAAAGAAACAUUAUGUAGCUGAGGUGAAGAUAAAUUUCGGGUACGAUGAGUGGGUAUGUGCAUGAGUAUAUGUGUAAUCCGGUACACGACGAAGAGCAGUGAAAGCCGGGAAUGGAUAAUAUGAGGGUGCUAAUUCGUCGGAUGAUGAUUUAUUUGCUCGUUCUAGUUGGCGGUGCAAUGAGCUUGAGGGACUUAAAAAUCACAGUGCCUGCAGUGGUUCGAUCAGGUGAUGCCGUUUGGCUGACAUGUGAGUUCGAUCUUCAGGGAAAGUUACUUUACACAGUAAAGUGGUACCUUGAUGAUGCAGAAUUUUAUCGUUAUGCACCAAAAAGAAAACCUCCUGGCCUCGCACUACCUGUGAAAAAUAUAAGAGUAGACCUCACGAGAUCGACUAUGAACGAUGUGAUGCUGCUCAAUGUUUCGAGAAAUCAGUCUGGACCUUACAAAUGCGAAGCUUCAGAGGAACUUCCGACAUUAGAAACUAGAGCUCAACAAGCACACAUGAUGGUUGUUGAUGUCCCAGAAACGGACCCUACUAUCCAGGCUGAAAGACACCGGCUACCGUCAGUAGAUAUACUUCGGGCAAAUUGCACAUCGGGCGCAUCUUUUCCCGCCCCCAAUAUUACGUGGACCCUCAACGGAAAGCCUCUUGAUAGCAAGAGAAUGGAUUUCAAACUGGAACCUCGGAAAAUUGCAAUACAAGAGGAAAAAAUUAUGACUAGGUCGAGUCUGGAGCUGAAGAUUCUUCCUGGACUCUUUCAAGAUAGCAGGAUACGGCUUCGCUGUUUUGCCAAUAUCCUCCCCCCUGUUUAUCAAGCAACGGCUGAACUCGAAAUCACGGAGGACGUUCCGUUCAUCGCUUCUAUCACUGGCGAUGCCUCACCCCAUAGCCAUCGAACGAAUGAAAGCAGCCGACUCAGCUUAUCCCAUUUUACGAUGACGGUCUUUUUGGCACUCAUCUUGGCUGUUACGUUCAGGUAGCUCAUAAAGGGACAUUGCAACGAAUACAGUGUCCAUAUAAACCUAGUUACCUAGGGCUUCCAAUUAUGUAUGUUAAACCGUAUGAAGUAGAUAGUGAAUUAAGUUUAAUUCCAGUGAAAAAUAAUAACACUUGACACAUUCACAGACAUACAAUCAGGCAUUAUCAUAAAAUUAUAAUUAAUUUUGAAUAUUUUAUCGUUUAAUGUAAAUUGUUAAUAAAAACAUAGACCCACUCUUACGCAGUGGGUUAAACCCUAGCGAUAGAAUUAUAAUCAAAAAAUGUCCUCUGGGGUAGUCCGAGGAAUCGAUUUUUGAAUUUUCAAAUCCGACCUGGAAAAUUUUUUAUUGUUCUAAAAACCUUAUAUUCAACGGCUCAAAUUUUUAGAAUGUUUUUUGUUAAUCAAUAACAAUUCUUUGGGAUGCAGUGUAAUAUAUUCCAUUUUUGCAACUAUACCACCCUGCGGUCUAUACAACCUUCAUGUAUUUGUUAGCUUUCUUUACAUUAGUUCACUAAUUUUCCUUAGAUGUAACUGUAAAUAAAUUUCCAAAUCGAGGAUGGCAAAUUUAAUGGCAGUUUAUGUUAAGAUAGUAUUUUGUAUUUUAGUCUCGACUCUUGGAAUUUAACCUUUUUCGAGCUCACCGUACUUCUGCUUUUAAAUUUAUGUUAAAUCACUUUUGCCCAUUGAAACUGAGCCACCCUACUUUUAAAAUACUUUCGAGGCUUUCAGUUGACUAUU
Belonocnema kinseyi is the source of this 2013-nucleotide messenger RNA. RefSeq lists its product as uncharacterized. The record is from RefSeq and is a predicted model, not a curated record. The transcript is spliced from 7 exons. Lineage: Eukaryota; Metazoa; Arthropoda; Insecta; Hymenoptera; Cynipidae. Bases 407 to 1276 code for a protein of 289 amino acids.